AUGCUCCUUCUUAGCAUUGUUCAUUUCACAAACUCUCAACCAACGAUUAACUACCCAAUCAAUUCACAGUUACCUCCAGUAGCUCGAGUGGACGAGCCUUUCUCAUACACUUUUUCUCAGUAUACAUUUCACUCAGACUCCAAUAUCUCAUACUCACUUGGCAAUGCGCCAGAAUGGCUCUCUAUCGACAGUGAGCGUCGCCGGCUUUACGGUAUACCAACCAACGACAGCAUCCCGAGCGGCGAUGUGGUGGGCCAAACGAUUGAAGUAAUUGCCAGAGACAGUUCCGGUUCGACAACUCUCAGUUCAACUCUAGUCAUCUCUAGAAACAAAAGCCCGUCUGUCAGAAUACCACUAUUAGAACAGAUCGACGACUUUGGUGAUUACUCACCCCCUUCAUCACUGACGUCGUAUCCUUCCACCGACAUCAGCUUCACUUUCGACUCCGACACGUUUGACCAUCAGCCCAAUGUGAUCAACUACUAUGCAACGUCGGGUGACGGCAGUCCCCUGCCGGCCUGGAUGAGGUUUGAUGCCAAUUCCUUGACAUUCAGUGGGCAAACUCCUUCUCUCGAGUCACUUAUACAACCUCCCCAAACUUUUGACUUUGAACUUGUUGCAUCAGACAUUGUGGGAUUCUCAGCAGUAUCAAUAGCAUUCUCCGUCGUUGUGGGUAGGCACAGACUCAACUCAGACGACCCGAUCAUCGCUAUGAACACCACGCGAGGACGGAAGCUUGUAUAUCGUGGACUGGCAGACAAGAUAAAACUCGACAACAAACCAGUCGACACAGAGAAUAUUGACAUUUCGACAGACGGUUUGCCCAAGUGGCUAUCUCUGGAUAAAAAGACGUGGGACAUUGAGGGUACUCCGGGCAAGAGCGACCAUUCAACCAAUUUCACCAUCGUAUUACGUGACCAAUACCAGGACACGCUCAACAUAUACGCCACUGUCAAUGUUUCCACCGCCCUGUUUCGCUCAACUUUCGAUAGUAUCGAGAUUGAGGGUGGGCAAGAUGUCAAUAUCGACCUGGAGCCUUAUUUUUGGGACCCAGAGGAUAUCGAUCUUGGCAUUUCGAUCACACCAAAUAAAAACUGGCUCAAGCUCGACGGGUUCAAUAUCACUGGCAAAGCCCCUGUUUCUGCGUCACAAGAUUUCAGGAUUUCCGUGACAGCCUCAUCCAAGACUUCUGAUGAUUCAGAGACCGAGAUUCUGGAAGUGAACGUACUUCAGUUUGAGCCUACAUCCUCGUCGACAACUGCAUCGCGCACUUUGUCAACAUCCCUAAGCACGUCUACGUCUGUCGCUCCCACUGAGACUUCUUCCGGUCCUGGUACAGAAUUGGCAGAUUCCGAUGGGGGGCUAACGACUGGUACUCUUCUCCUCGCAAUUCUUCUCCCUCUUUUGGUCGUGGUAUUUCUUUCCAUGCUUCUUAUCUGCUGCCUCCUCCGUCGCCGCCGAAAACAACAGACAUAUCUUUCCUCCAAAUUCCGCAACAAAAUCUCAGGGCCAGUCCUUGAAAGCCUUCGCGUGAAUGGGGGCACAGCUGUCAUGCAGGAAACCAACAAGGUUUCGAGUAUAGGGGGUGCAGGCCAGCAACUACGCCGGCCAUUACGUACUCCACACUCCGAGGUAGACUCGGAGACUCUUGUCAUGACAUCUCCGACACUGGGAUUCAUGGUAACGCCACAAGUUCCUCCAAUGUUCGUUGCAGAAGACACCAGCACCAGCUUCUCCCGGUCCAACAGCACGUCGAAUAGUGAGGAUGGUAGACGAUCUUGGAUAACAGUUGAAGGACCCGCGGUGGCAGCAGGACAACAAAGCCGUACAUCGUUCAGGAGUCAACGGUCAAACUCAACUCGAUCAGAGUCAACUCAUCAAUUAAUACCGCCACCGGUGCUUCUAUCCGACGCAAGAGCGAGGUCGUUCAGGGGAAAUGUUGAUCCAACAGUCCCGUCUCUCAAUGGCUACCCCAGCAUUCACUCGCAAAGGGCGGUCUUUCAACAGGGCUCCGAACACUAUACAAGUGCCAAUGACAGCUCUUUAGCAUUUGCAUCAUCCCAUCAAUCAAGCCCGAGGCUUUUGACUGGUGGGUUCUCAACACACACACCAGGUGCAAGACUUAAUACUGCAACCACUGAUGGUGAAGGUCCAUCAAUAGAGGCCACUCGAAGUAUGCCGGUACUUAGAAGACCAGAAUUAGUGCGUCUAUCGAGUCAGCAACUUCUUGGCGAAGAUAGUCGCCCAAAUAGCAAAGCGUGGUACGACUUGGAUAUUCCAAGGGGACUUUUCGCAGACCCCUCGUUUGGGUCAAGGGAGAACUGGCGAGUGUAUAAUUCACAAGGCGACGUGACAAACAUGUCAUACCAUCAGCUUGUGGAUGAAUCACCAUUCCAUCCACUUCGACCAAGCACAGCAAUGAGCUCAAACCGCGAUGGUGCGCAGCCCGGACAGCGGGCAAGCUCAGAGCUGAUAUCUCCAAGCCAAUGGGGUGAUGGACCAAAUAGCAUCAGGGAUUCGUUAGCAUCACUACGGCAAGGUUUGGGUCAUUCCAUGAGCAAGAUGUCUCGUCUGAGCGUCGACCCGCUCGUUGUACCGGGCAGUCAAGAUACUAGACCAGCUGGAGGUUCAUCGACGAAUUGGAGGCGAGAAGAUUCAGGGAGGAAGUCAGAUGGAGGGAGUUACGCCUUUCUUUGA
This is a messenger RNA of Fusarium poae, 2697 nucleotides long. RefSeq lists its product as uncharacterized. Bases 1 to 2697 code for a protein of 898 amino acids. The record is from RefSeq and is a predicted model, not a curated record. The transcript has a single exon. NCBI's taxonomy places the organism in Eukaryota, Fungi, Ascomycota, Sordariomycetes, Hypocreales, Nectriaceae. Gene Ontology annotation, molecular function: calcium ion binding. Gene Ontology annotation, cellular component: membrane.